UCAUACGCGUCGGCGCGGUUAAGUUCAACCGGGGAGUUUCCACUUGAGAACCGAAAUCCUCUCGACACUCUCAGCUGUUGCAUCUGGCGGAGAUCUAUCCGCUGAAACAUGGCGCGGGCUUUGGGGCUGUUUGCGAGUUGUUUGUUGCUCUUUCUCUCCUCCGGCGCGGAAGGACGGAGCAGGGACAGAGUUUACUACGUGGGGAUCGUUGAGGACUUCUGGGAUUACGCACCGAGUGGGAAGAAUCUGCUCAACGGGCAAGACGUCGGGAAGGAUGAGCAUGCAUCCACGUUUCUGAAAAGAGGAGCCCAUCGUAUCGGCAGUGUUUACAAGAAGGCCAUGUUCAGAGAGUACACGGAUGCCACGUACAGCCGCCUGGCCUCCCGACCGCCCUGGCUCGGCUUCCUGGGGCCGAUACUGCGAGCUGAGGUUGACGAAGUUAUCGUGGUCCACCUGAAGAACUUUGCGACCAGGAGCUACUCCAUGCAUCCUCAUGGAGUUUUCUACGAGAAGAAUACAGAGGGGGCGCUCUAUCCAGAUGGGACAUCAAGCGAGAUGAAGAAGGACGACUCCGUUCCCCCCGGGGGCAGCUACACCUACCGCUGGGAGGUCAGGCCAGAGUUUGCCCCCACGGAUGGCGACGCCAACUGCCUGACGUGGGUCUACCACUCCCACCUGGACGCCCCCAGAGAAAUCGCCUCGGGUCUUAUCGGAGCUCUGCUCACCUGCAAGAAAGGAAUCUUGAAGGAGACGAACAAUCCAGUCCAGGAUCAGGCAAAGCUAGAGUCUGUCCGAAAUGAUGUGGACCAGGACGUCUUCCUGAUGUUCAACGUGGUGGACGAAAACCUGAGUUGGUACCUGGAGGACAACAUUCAAAACUGCUCCGAUCCGGGCGGAGUCAACCAGGAGGACCCAGACUUUCAGGAGUCCAACCAGAUGCACGCUAUUAACGGUUACAUGUUUGGUAACCUGCCUGGAAUCCAGUUGUGCCAGCACCGCGCCGUCGCCUGGCAUUUGUUCGGCAUGGGUAACGAGGUGGACAUUCACUCGGCCUUUUUCCACGGGAACACGCUGCUGGACCGCGGCCACCGCACCGACGUCCUCAGCCUCUUCCCGGCCACGUUUGCGACGGCUGAGAUGGUCCCGAAGGCCACGGGAAAGUGGUUGCUGACGUGCCAGGUCAACGACCACUUGCAGGCUGGGAUGCAGGCGUUUUAUGAAGUGACGUCAUGUGGCGGUGAAGCCGACUCUACAGUGGCGAGUGGCAUUGUGAGAAACUACUACCUGGCGGCGAAGAAAGUCCAGUGGAGCUACGGCCCCUCGGGAAGGGAUCUGAUUAACAAUGUAUCCCUCACUGAAGCCGACAGUGCGUCUGAGGUGUUUUUUGGACGAGACAGGGGGGGGAUCGGAGGUGAAUACCUCAAAGUGAUAUACGUGGAGUACACAGACGACACCUUCACCGUCACAAAGCCACCGAGCCCCAAUUCUCAACACUUGGGAAUCUUGGGUCCAGUCCUGAGGGCAGAGGAAGGAGACACUCUCAGAGUGACUUUCAUGAAUGAAGCUGAUAGAAAUUACAGCAUCCAGCCUCAUGGCCUGCAGUACGAUAAACGCUUCCAGGGAGUCAGCUAUGAGGACGGUGUUGACAAGCCGGGCUCCCACGUUGGUCCAGGGCAGAACUUCACCUACACCUGGCAGGUGCUGGAAGGGCCGUCCUCAUCCGAUUCCCCCUGCAUCCCCUACCUGUACUUCUCUGCCACCGAUCCCGCCGCAGACACCAACUCCGGAUUAGUGGGACCGCUGCUCGUGUGCAAGAAGGGAACGCUGGCGGAGAACGGAGCCCAGAAGGGUCUGGAUCGAGAGUUCUUCCUCCUGUUUUCUGUCAUGGAUGAAAAUAUGAGCUGGUAUUUGAAGGAGAAUAUUGAGAUGUUUGGCAGCACCGACACAAACCCAUUAGGCGAAGACUUUGAGGAGAGCAAUUUGAUGCACGCUGUGAACGGACGCAUGUAUGGGAACCUUCAGGGACUGGAGAUGUGUGCCGGGGACAGAGUGAGUUGGUACACGUUUGGGCUCGGCACAGAGGUGGACAUCCACGGUGUUUAUUUCGAGGGGAACACCUUCAAGAAGCAGAGCACGACACGCGACACACUCAGCGUGUUCCCUCACACCACGGCGACCGCCUUCAUGCAGCCGAGCACUCCUGGCCUGUAUGAGGUGAGCUGCAGGGUGACGGACCACUUCUCGGCCGGCAUGAGGCAGCACUACCGGGUGAACCUCUGCCCGGGUCACAAACCCAAGCUCGCGCACUCGCGAGGGCCGACCCAGAUCGUGCAGUAUUUCAUCAGCGCCGAAGAAAUAGAGUGGGACUUCUCGCCAAAAAGAGACUGGGAGCUGGAGAAGCACAACGCCACGCAGGAGAACAGUCCAGGCAAUAUAUUUGUGGCAAAAGGGGAAAACAGAAUCGGCUCGCGCUACAAGAAGGUGGUGUACAGAGAAUACACCGACGGCACCUUCAGGGUCCAGAAGGAACGGCAGCAGCACUUGGGAAUUCUGGGUCCAAUAGUCAAAGCGGAGACCGGGGAGCAAGUUGUGAUCACGUUCAAGAACAAAGCGAGCCGUCCGUACUCGAUCAGCCCGCACGGCGUGAAGGCCAGCGGCGCUCACAUCCCCGUCAACCCCGGCCGCAUCAUCGAGCUGACGUGGGAUAUUCCUGAAAGCUCUGGUCCGGGGGUCUCGGAUCCUAACUGCAUCUCGUAUGCCUACUACUCCAACGUGGACUUCGUUAAGGAUCUGUACAGCGGUCUUGUGGGGCCGCUGGUCGUAUGCAGGCCCGGGACGCUGCAGCGCGGCGAGGGGCCCGACAGACGGAGGACCGACGUGGAGAAGGAGUUCGCUCUGCUCUUCAUGGUGCACGAUGAAAACCAGUCGUGGUACUUGGACGACAACAUCAGAACAUACCUUGAAGUCGACCCGGAUACCUUCGUUAAAGACGAGGACUUCCAGGAGAGCAACAUGAUGCACGGGAUCAAUGGUCAACUGUAUGGGAACCUCCGUGGACUGGAGAUGAUCCAGGGCCAGAAGGUUGACUGGUAUCUUCUGGGCAUGGGCAACGAAGUGGACAUACACACCGUUCACUUCCACGCUGAGACUUUUACCUACAAGACGGACCGCGUGCACCGUGCAGACGUCUUCGAUCUCUUCCCCGGGAUUUUCCAGACCGUGGAGAUGGUCGCCGGGAACCCGGGGACGUGGCUGCUCCACUGUCACGUCACCGACCACAUCUACGCCGGCAUGGAGACCACGUUCACCAUCGCCGUUCCCAAAAGCUCCUCACAUGCUCCAGGAGUCGGAGGCUCCGUGACGACGCUGCUGCUGUCGCUGGCCCUCGGCCUCGCGGCUGCAGGGUGGGGCCCGCGCUGACGAAGGGACUCCGACUACUGGGGAUAUUAAUGCACUGACCACGAAACCCAGGGACGAAAUCACUGCCUGUGUUAGCGAUAGAGCUCAUGCCUGUAAAUAAUCAAGCAAUAAUCAGACCAGUCCAAAUAUAUCAAAGGAGGUAAAAUCAUGUAUGAAGUUAUUUGGACUACCAAAAAAAAAAGGCUUUUUAUAUGUAUGAGUUGUUUCUAUGUUGACUUUUUUUUAAAUCUGCCAUGUUGCUGCACUGGGUUUGAUUUUGUUCGUGUUUUAGUUGCAAAGCGUUGUUGUACUAUCAUGUUUAUUCCAGUUCUGAUUGUGCAAUAAAGACAUGGAUGUGA
Messenger RNA from Pseudoliparis swirei, 3758 nucleotides. It is a transcript of the gene hephl1b, whose product is annotated as hephaestin-like 1b. Gene Ontology annotation, biological process: iron ion transport. Gene Ontology annotation, cellular component: plasma membrane. The record is from RefSeq and is a predicted model, not a curated record. The transcript is spliced from 20 exons. NCBI's taxonomy places the organism in Eukaryota, Metazoa, Chordata, Actinopteri, Perciformes, Liparidae. Gene Ontology annotation, molecular function: ferroxidase activity; copper ion binding. Bases 109 to 3420 code for a protein of 1103 amino acids.